UUCGUUCGUUAAUUCUGGAUCGACUCACUCAACAGAUAGGAGUGGAAAAAAACGACGUUAUGAUGGAAGAAUUACUUAAUAUUUGUUGUUCAACGAUCGACGCUGGAGCAAGCAGUUUCAGAGAUAUUGGCCAAGAAAUAUGGAGGAAUCCAGAAUUAGGUUUGGAAGAGUUUCAUGCCCACAAGAUUCUGUGUAACUUCUUUCGCGAGAGAGGAUUCACGGUAGACGAAUUCCUUGGCCCCACAGGAUUUCGAGCUUCGUACGGAAGUAUGGACAAGGGUGAUGGGGCCUCUAGCCCGUCAGGGGUUCACGUGUGUCUGAUGGCUGAAUACGAUGCGCUUCCAGAGCUUGGUCAUGCUACAGCUCAUAAUUUAGUUUCAGAGGCUUGUGUCGCUACAGCUAUGGGCCUAAAAGCAGCUAUUGACAAGAAAGGAACUUUGGGAAAGGUGACUGUUCUCGGAGCCCCGGACUCGGAAGGCAACGGGAAGAAGAUGGAGGCGAUCAAGGAUGGCUUUUUCAAGGAUGUUGACCUUGCUGUGACCUUCAUCCCAUUUACCUGCCAUGUCGCCAAGCCUGUCAUGCUGACCAUCAUGAGGGAAACUAUCAGCUUCAAGGGCAAGGCAGCUCAUGCUUCCACCUGUCCCUGGGAUGGAAGGAAUGCCCUGGAUGCAGCCAUCUUGUGCUAUAAUAACAUCUCAUUACUGAGACAACAGCUCAAGCCAUACAUGCAGAUUCAUUGCAUCAUCACCAAGGGAGGAUUAAAACCCAACAUCAUCCCAGAGCAAACCGAGAUGAAGUUCUACCUGCGUGCUCCUGACCACAUCGAAAUGGCCCACCUACAGCAGCGAGCUGAUGCAGCAUUCAAAGCAGCUGCCAGAGCCACUGGAUGUGAGCUAGAAAUAGCCUUUACCCCGACACCCUACUCCAACCUAUGCAACAGCUCCAAGCUAGCUGCUCUGUAUCAAGAAGAAGCCGAAGGACUAGGCUGCACAUUCAGUACCAACGAGGAGACCAGUUCGAGACUAGUCGGGUCGUCAGACUCGGGCAACGUGUCACAUGUGGUACCGACCAUCGCACCGGCUUACGACAUUGCGAUUGCUGCCAGUGCCACCAACACCCAGUCCUUUGCAGAGCUGGCAGGGACGGAGGAAGCACACAAUCAGACCAUGGUGGCCUCGAAGGCAAUGUGUAAGGCGUUGCUGAAAGCAAUGUUAGAUCCGGCUAUCUUGGCGGGUAUAAAGAGUGACUUUGAGAAGGACUCUUGUGCUGCUUCUUUGACAGAAUGGUCUUGAGAUUGAUUGCUAUUUGAGGCGGGUACUAAAUUCUUGUCAUGCUUGAAGAUGCAGCGUGCUUGGCCCUAAUUAUUGACCAUUCUCAAACGAUUAUUUGAAUGAUGCCAUUGUGAGCUGAAUUGCAUGAAAUAUUUUUCUAUGUAUUCUAUCCUCCAACUUUUGUUUUUUCUGUGUGUCCUUUAUUUUCUUUAUUCUUCCCUCAGUUCUAUCUCUUUAAUCCUGUUGACUUAAACUAUUGCCUUCCUAUAUUCUCUUUAUUUCUGAGAAUGAAACUAAAACCCUACAUAUUUUACACUGUCUAUCAGAUAAGGUGACCCCCCCCAACUCCUUUAUCAAGCCCACCUGAAUGCACCAUGAAAACAAUGUUUCUGGCGGUUGGUAAUUUGGGCCCAGCUCACUGCAGUAAAAGUUUCAUUUGUAAACUCAGUUUGUGAUAUUGGUUGCAGUUCAUUAUUACCAGGGCUCAGUGCUGCCAAGUCUUAGAAAACAAUACUUUGUUCGAGGGGGUUCUUCACAAAAAGUUACUCAUGAUCUAGCCUCUUGUCGAGGCCCUGACGGCUGCUUCCCGAGCGUAGCGAGGGGGGAUAUAAGCGAAUUAGGCCUGGCGAGCGCAGCGAGCCAGGGCCUCUUGACAUCUGAGCUGAAUUAUAUAAUUCAUGAGGAACGUCUGUCUAUUGAAUAUACAUGAGCUCAAUGAAAUAUUUAAUGGUCACCUAGUAAAUUGACCAAUGAAAUGUCAAAGCUGUUUCGUCAGGGGAUUGGAGUAGUCCACUAUUUUGCAGGGGUUUAUUUAAUUGCGGGAUAUAACCAGCAAAAUGCUACAAGUAGUGGUACUACAUAUCACCGCACCCAAACUUCCCACCGAGACUUCCCGGGAGAUCGGCCUGGUCCACGGGACGGGUAGCACUAACUGAACAACUCGACUCCAGCAUUCCCUCACCGCGAAUAUAAUCGACGCAAAGACAAAGUGGAAUCGCAUGAAAUAUUACAUUUUUUCCAUAUCCUGUGGGUAGAUUUACAUACGCAUCUUGUCCUUUCAGUGCAGAUUUAAUUGCAUCAACUUGCAAAUCCUUAUAUCGGUCAAUAUUCAGCAUUUAGAGGCAUAAUCAAUGCUCUUUGAUAUUUCGUUGUCACUCUUCGCCAAGAACCCAUGGGUCGCCAUUUAGGAUAAGUCAUGAAUAUUCAAUAUGACGUCAUAGCAGCCCGCGCUCUCAUUGGAUGAUUUUCACCGACCAAUUUUUGGUUGGAAUAUUGGUAAAAACAAUAAAAAACAAAGGAAAGUCGGUGAAAUUCGGCUCAGAUCAGCCCUCAGUGAACUCUUCAUGAAACUACCCCUGCCCAGUUAGUAUAUCAUUUUAAAGCAUUGUUCUCUGAAAAUCAUGCAGGUACUAUGUGAAAUCCAUGUAUGAAUGAUUUUGCAAGUAGACUGCUUGUGUUGACAUUGAGGUUUGGGGCCUAACCAAGAAAUGCCUGACAUGAUUAACCCUAUUCUGCUAAAUAUGCUAAAUAGAAAGUAAAAUUCAGAAAAGCAUUUGUUUUGUUUGAUGGAUUCUGCAUAGACUUCCUCCUCAUUAGCAGCAGAAUUGAUAUUAUUUAAGUUCAUCUGAUUCAUUAGGAGCCAUUUUCACAUACUUAGGGGGAGUAAUUAAACAAGAAGUCUUCAAAUCUUUGUAGGCAUUUAAAAUAUUUUGUAACAUCAAUCAUUGUCAUGCAUUGAGCCCUGUGGAAAUAUCUUGAUUCAUUAUGCAUCAUGCACAAAUCAGAAAUAUUCUGGAUACAUAUGUUGUCAAAGACUUAUGGAUUGUUUAUUACAUGCAUAUAUUUUACAUUAGUGUCAGCACUCAAUAAUGUCUAUUUUCAAAUGUAAAAUAUAUAACAAGCUGUAAAAAUUGUUUAGGGUGAGAAGAUACUGGUAAUAGAGAGUUUGUGUGAUCGAUUCUAUGCAGCUGGUCUUGGGAUGAUUUAUUAAAUUAACACAAAUUUGUGAAAGUUCUAGCUUUAGUAAUUCAAAGGUUAUAUAACAUUGACAUAUUUAGUCAGCUAUCAUUUG
Molecule: messenger RNA, 3342 nt
Organism: Lytechinus pictus (painted urchin)
Lineage: Eukaryota; Metazoa; Echinodermata; Echinoidea; Temnopleuroida; Toxopneustidae
Product: peptidase M20 domain-containing protein 2-like
Exons: 3
Coding region: 60-1292 (410 amino acids)
Molecular function (GO): dipeptidase activity
Source: RefSeq, a predicted model, not a curated record